UUUACCCAUAAAACAGCUGAUUGACGCCCAAGACAACGCGAAAUAAGCUAAAAAUUCCCAUUAAAAUGCAUUUAAAUUUAUAAAUUAAAUAAAAUAAUUAACGCAAAGUUCAUGCGCCGCUUGUUUACAUCGGUCAACGCCCAAAUAAUGUCGAAGAACAAGGGGAAAUCGAAGGCCUCGGCUGACAGUGCGAAAUCCACGCCGGCAAAGGAAACCAACCCGAUUACAGUGGACAAAAGUGGCAAUAUUUGCAUACAAAUUCUGGCCAAGCCGGGUGCCAAGCACAAUGGAAUCACGGGCAUUGAACUCGAGGGCGUGGGCGUCCAAAUAGCCGCUCCGCCCAGCGAAGGAGAAGCCAACGCGGAGCUGGUCAAGUUCCUCUCCAAGGUUCUCGGUCUGCGCAAGAGCGAUGUUUCUUUGGACAAGGGAUCCCGUUCCCGCAACAAGAUAAUCCUGAUCAGCAAGGGAGCAUCUACAGUGGAGGCCAUUGAGCAGCUGCUCCGCAAAGAAUCGGAGUCAUAG
Messenger RNA from Drosophila takahashii, 522 nucleotides. RefSeq names its product UPF0235 protein C15orf40 homolog. Gene Ontology annotation, cellular component: cytoplasm. The record is from RefSeq and is a predicted model, not a curated record. NCBI's taxonomy places the organism in Eukaryota, Metazoa, Arthropoda, Insecta, Diptera, Drosophilidae.